Messenger RNA from Hyaloscypha bicolor E, 799 nucleotides. RefSeq lists its product as uncharacterized. NCBI's taxonomy places the organism in Eukaryota, Fungi, Ascomycota, Leotiomycetes, Helotiales, Hyaloscyphaceae. The transcript has a single exon. The record is from RefSeq and is a predicted model, not a curated record. Bases 89 to 583 code for a protein of 164 amino acids.
GAUGGUGCGUGCAAGGCAGCGGAUGGCUGCAGCUAGCGAUGAGCCAUUUGAGACCUGACUUACUUCCCCUCUCGUACGAGUACUUUGGAUGCCGGAGCAUCGUCAGCUAGCCAGCUUUUGCCAAUACAUCUUCUCAUCACAGUCACACCACUGCGCUUCUCAUUUCACAAGCUGUCGACUUCGGACCGUUCGAAAAGCUGAACUCGAGCACACCAGCCUGCCACAUUUCCUCACUUCUCACAUAAAAAAAGUCCAAGUCCCCCGUCCACCAGCGACCAACUCACCAGACGUGCAGCUUUGCCUUCCACUCAGUACCACAGAGGUCCCUCAGAAGCCGAACCCGCAAGAGGUGCACACCACUACCCCUCCAUUUGCAGGCAAAUCCCGCAGCCAUUGGCCAGUGCGCUGCAGCUCACAUCCCGGGCCGGGAAGCGCUGGCACUGUCGCACCAACAGCACCUCGUGAAAAGCACCAGGAUAGCUGCACGUUCGCUGGCCCUCCAGUGGAAAGCCGGCCUCUUAGCGGUAUUCCCUCAGCUAUCGCCUGGGAUGGAGGGAACGCCCGCGCGAUGGUACAGCCGUGAGUUGUGGGGCUGCAGCAGGUUCCCGCUCCCGUUCUGUAUGGUGACCGGGAACAGCUGCAUCGCCUUGAAGAGGGCUGCCGCUCUCCUCCUAGACGGGCCAGAUCAAUAUUGCGCGGCAAGAUUGGAAGCCUGGCUCCCCACAUUUGCUCACACGUAACCCAUUUUUUGGGGAACCGAGGCUGUUUAUUUAGUCAUCCCCAGGAUCGUGGUUGCGAG